GAGAUGGCUGCAGCAGGAGAGGAGAGCCAUGCAGCUGCAAGAGCAGCAGCCCUGAGUUCGUGCGGAUCUCAAGAAGGUGCACAAAGAUGGAGGGAACUAGGCAAGCAAGAAUUUCCCGCCCGCACAAGAUAAGUGAAUCCUCGAAGGUGUACACAUGCGCUGACCACGCCAGCCUAGUUCUUCAGAGCUUGAAUGAACAGAGGCACCGGGGCUUCUUCUGCGACAUCGUUCUGGUUGUGGACGAGCAAAGGGUCCCCGCCCACCGGAACAUUUUGGCGGUUUGCAGUGACUAUUUCAACUCCAUGUUCACCAUUGGCAUGCGGGAGGCCUACCAAAAGGAAGUCGAGCUCUUCGGAGCCUCCUACAUGGGCCUCAAAGCCAUCGUGGACUUCCUGUAUGGCUGCGACCUGUCCCUCGACGGCGGAAACAUUGAUUACAUCUUGGAAACGGCCCACCUGCUGCAGAUCUGGAAGGUGGUUGACUUCUGCUGUGAGUACCUGGAGAAUGAGGUCAACGAGGAGAACUACUUGUACCUCCAAGAGCUGGCCUCUAUCUACAACCUCCGGCGGUUGGACGCGUACAUUGACUCGUUCAUCCUGAGGAACUUUGGCACGCUGUCCUUCACGCCGGACUUCCUGCAGAACGUUUCCGUCCACAAGCUGUGCUACUAUGUCAGCAGCGGCGACGUCCAGCAGGAGUGCGAGCAUGACUUGCUGCAGGCCGCGUUGCAGUGGCUGACACAAUACCCGGAAAGGGGAAACGAGGCCUACCGGGUCUUGGAAAACAUCCAUUUCCCCUUGAUACCAAAGAAUGACCUCCUACACCGGGUCAAGCCGGCCGUCUGCUCUCUCCUCCCGAAAGAAACCAACUGCGAGGACUUCGUCGAAGAGGCGGUGCGCUACCACAACAACGUCGCGGCUCAGCCGGUCCUUCAGAACGAGCGAACCACGCUCCGCGCGAGCCAAGAGAAACUCCUCUUCGUCGGCGGGGAGGUCUCAGAACACUGCCUGGAGCUGAGCGACGACACCUGCUUCCUUGACACCCAAAUGGGACAGUGGGUCAGGGAAACGCCGCUCCCGGCAAGGCGGAGCCACCACUGCGUUGCCGUCCUCGGAGGCUUCAUCUUCAUCGCCGGGGGGAGUUUUUCGCGAGACAACGGGGGCGAUGCGGCCUCCAAUCUUCUAUAUAGGUAUGACCCUCGGUGUAACCAGUGGAUAAAGCUUGCCUCCAUGAGGCAACGUCGAGUGGAUUUCUAUUUGGCGGCCAUCAAGGGCCUGCUGGUGGCUGUGGGUGGAAGGAACGAAAAUGGGGCGCUUUCAUCCGUGGAGAUCUACAGCCCCGAGAAAGAUGAGUGGUCCUACGUAGCAGGCUUGCCAAGGUUUACUUACGGCCACGCAGGUGCCGUCCACAACGAAUUCGUUUAUAUCUCAGGCGGCCACGAUUACCAAAUCGGUCCCUAUCGCAAAAACCUCCUCUGCUACGACUAUCGCACAGACGUGUGGGAGGAGAAGAGGCCCAUGAUCACAGCCCGUGGCUGGCACAGCAUGUGCACCUUGGAGGACAGCGUUUACUCCAUCGGCGGCAGCGACGACUACCUCGAAACCAUGACCCGCUUUGACAUUUUGGCCGUGGAAUCGUACAGCCCGCAGUGCAAUCAGUGGACCAGGGUGGCCCCCUUGUUGCAAGCCAACAGCGAGUCCGGAGUGGCUACCUGGGAAGGGAAAAUCUACAUCCUUGGAGGCUACAGCUGGGAAGACACCGUCUUCUCCAGAACCGUCCAGGUGUACGACAAAGAAAAAAACAAGUGGCAAAAAGGGACGGACCUGCCCAAAGCCAUCGCUGGGGUUUCCGCUUGUGUGUGCGCGCUAAAGCCCAAAUCGGGGGAUAAAAAGAAAAGGUCCAAACAGAAACGACAUCAGGAUCAAGGAAGAUGACAAAUUCUGGGCAGUUCAGGCUUGAAGAAGGAUUGAGUACCAAACCUGUCUUUGAUCCUAUCUUCCCUCCCUUGAUUUUGAGAACUGUUUUGGAAACUACAUCAGAACUUUCUUCUUCGGUUGGGCUAAGGUGUUCCCUCUGAUGGAUAUUUCCUCCUGUGGUCCAGGAAAGGGGCAUUUCGCCGUUAUUCCAUCGACGGUCUUUCAUGCCCUAGGGAUGUAACCUCUCUGGUUCUCGAGAUCACCGUGUGUUUUUAGGACCAAGUCUAUUAGAAGGAAUAAUAAAACGUCUGUCUAGUGGCAGUAGAACACCUGCCUGAAGACACAGUGAGAAACUGGGAGACGAAAGAGAGAAGAGAUUUGUCCUAAUAGCUGGCAUCGAGUCUUCCCAAUCUCAUUCUCCAAACGCAGGUCCAAGAUGUUAGUAUGCCUUCAACCACGGACAACCUCUUCUUUAGACCAGCUGUCCCCAACCAUUUUGGCACCAGGUGCCAGUUUUGUGGAAGACAAUUUUUCCAUGGAUUUGGGGUGGGGUGGCAUUGAGGGGAUGGUUUUGGGAAGCAACUCCAGCGUCCUGGCUUCACGUCGGCUGGGUGAGCACCCAGCUGAAGCAAAGCCAGGAUGCUGGGGUGGGCGGCUUCGGAACGGCGUGCCCGGAAGUCGCUCUCCCAGAAAACAGCUCACCUGUGUGGCCUGGUUCCUAACAGGCCACGGACCGAUACCAGUCUGUGGCCUGGAGGUUGGGGACCCCUGCUUUAGACUUGAGUAAGUAUGUUGGGGAAAUAAGCUGAUAUGGGAAUGAGAGUCCCUAUGUGAAAACCGCUGAGACACUGAGUAUUAAAAGCCACAUUUUGGACCUUGGGUAUUGUUCCCUAAACUUGAACAGGACGUAACUGAGACUGUUCCACAGCAACUGAUUUGUAAAUGCCAGCUUUUGUAACUAGACCAGUUACCUGAGAAAAGGAGUGUAGCUUUCGCCCACUGCUGUCUGGGGCUCUCAUUCUUGUUUCGUCCAAAUGGCCCGCCUGCCGCUGUUGAAUAGUACAUUUGUACAGAUGCACUUCUGCUUACCAUUUUAUGAGGACUUAAAUGCCAACCCUGGGAUGGAAUCUAAACGACAAGGUGUGGGCGAUUCCCCUCCCAGUCCAGACAAAGCAAGUUUUGUUUUUUGUGUGUUUUUUGUUUAAAGAGGUUUUGGGAAGCUUUUGUACGGCUUUUUUUAUAUGACACAUUUUUGCUAAUACCUAGCCUGUAACUUGUCAUCUAGCGUGUUAUUUACUCUUUAACUUUUGUACUGCAUAAAUGCAGCCCUGCCGUUUCUGUCUGGGAGUCUGUAAUAUAGGGGUUCCCCACCCCAGCCGCCGGCCUGCGUGGCUUCGUUGUGAAAUCUUGUCGCGGAAGAAGUAUUUACGUUCUUUUAACACUGUCGAGCGAUCGGCACCGGCUGACGUUCUAGAUGAGGGUGCGUUGGCCCGUGCUACACAAAGGUAAAUGUGCUAACGAACACACAGUUGUGUACGUUCGCGAGGCCUUUAUUGACUCUAGAUGGGUUCAACGAUUACCAGGGUUGGUUUGCCCCUCCGUCGCUGAAGUCUAUCUCGUAGCGAUGCAAGUCAGCAUUUCUCAAAGUGUCACGAGGGCUAAUCCCGCUCUCUGGCAUGGAGACAUCCUCCUUCGUUCCUGCUCAGGGCCAGCGUCACGAGCAGGCACGGUCGGGCAUCUGCUGAGGGCCCAUAGAGCAGCAGGGACCCAACGAUAAUUGCCGUGUGGAAUUGCUCCUCCCCUUCCCCAGUGAAACGUGCUUCUUCACCAGACAACUGUGGUGUUGUGCGAAGGGGGAAUAGCAGCAGCUGUCACGGCCAAGUUGCACACUGGCUCUUGGAAAAUGGGGGGGGGGGGGGAAAGGAGCAAUAGCAACUGGUGAGAAUAGUGGUGAGUAGGUAGUUGGGAAUCCAGCAACAUUUGGAGAGCCACCAAUUAACCAACGCUGUACGACAAUGGAACCAAUGACCUAGGGAGGUGGUGGGCUCUCCCACACCAGAGGCCUUCAAGAGGCAGCUGGACAGCUAUCUGUCGGAGACGCUUUAAGGUGUAUUCCUGCACUGAGCAGGGGGUUGGACUCGAUGGCCUUGUAGGCCCCUUCCAACUCCACUAUUCUCUGACUUAGUAAAAAUUCCUGGGGAUUUUCAAAAUAGGCUUUCACCUGUACUAACCAAGGUGGAAAGCUACGUUUUUCAGGGCUUCUGUAAUUAUGAGAUGUAUUGAAAUCCUGUAACAGGGUGGGGGAGGAUAAUCAUCGAUAGAAAAAAAAAUUCUUUAACAUAGUUGGAGUUGACCAUUUUUAUAGUUUCCUUGCGUAAAUGCAAACACGGGUGUCUUUUUAUUUGCUUUCAGCAUUUCGUUUGGUUUUCUCUUAUACUUUAAAAAAACACGUAUUAUCUUUGUAAGUUGGGAAUUCAAACAAUAAAUCAUUUCCAAAGAA
Messenger RNA from Elgaria multicarinata webbii, 4416 nucleotides. It is a transcript of the gene KLHL36, whose product is annotated as kelch like family member 36. The record is from RefSeq and is a predicted model, not a curated record. Bases 87 to 1934 code for a protein of 615 amino acids. Lineage: Eukaryota; Metazoa; Chordata; Lepidosauria; Squamata; Anguidae. Gene Ontology annotation, molecular function: cullin family protein binding. The transcript is spliced from 5 exons.